UUUUAGUGAUUAAUUUCCUAAAAAUUGUUCAAAUGAGUCAUAAAAUGCCGCUUCCACUUAGACCAGCCAAAAUCCAGAUAAAAGAAUACAUGUUCACUGUCGAACAGUGGAAUGAUCCUCAAGAGUUAGAAAAAUUAAUAAAAAACUCGAUUUCUAGCAUAAACACAAUUGUUGGUACUGGAAAAGUCAAUUUGCAGAAUAUCCCACAGAUUGGUCGUUCUGAUGAUGCUUUUCUCAGGUGAGCCACUCCACCCCUCAAAAACGACCAGCUAAUAAUACAUCCUGAAGAAAUGAACUAUAUUGAGGCCAUAAAAGACAGUUUCAGGGCAAAAAUUAGUGAAGAUAUGUAUUUCAGAGCUCUUCAAGAGGAGCAUAUUUUGUCAAAAAUUUGAACAAAAGCCAUAAUUGACAUGAAGAAAACUCAAAUAUAGUUCCGAACCAAAAGAGGAAAGCGGAAACACCUUCAGAGUCACUCUCAGAUCAGAACUCUUCUUUCGAGUCUGGAGAAAUCAAACCAAAUACUUCAUGUAUAAACUCAGGUACGACAGAAGCUUGUUCAACCAAAGCUAGCACUAAUAGCCCUGAAGAACCGAGUCCAGAGAAAUUUGCUAAAAGAAGAAUGCCUAAAAAGAAAGAUUGCUCAGAACCAGCUACAAAGUCUAAGAAAGAGAUGACUAAACCAGACCAGCGAUCCAACGGAAGGAUCCUUCAUGACUCCACUGACAAAACCUCUUACUCAGGGAAUUGCUUGAAAAACGACUUACUCUUCAAACUCUCCAUGAAGAAGGGCCUGGCUUCCAAAGAAGAUUUCAUAGUGAUUUUUGAAAAAGCAAUAGAGAAGAAAUUCAUAAAGAAGCUUUCUAAAGAAAUUCCUCAGAAACAGGAAACCUCCCUACCUGAGACUAUCAAGCAUCAUUUCAUUCUGUUCAAGAGAUAUAAAUAAGCACAAGAUGAGUUUUGUGCACUUAGAUUUGACUAAAUAAUUGAGUUGAAUACCAUAUACCCGAGCUAACCAAUUCACAAAAGUUCAAAAAGAGAGUACUCAAGCAGCCCAAAAAGUUACAUUUUCAGUGGGGUCAAGAAGAUACACACGCUCAGAGCAAAGAGAUUGUUUAUAAAGUAGUGGCAGAUCAUUUGUAUGAAUAUAAAAAUGAACAAAUUGACGCCAUUUUAAAACAUAUUGGAGAUAAAUACCACCCAAUUGACCAGACCCAGUUCCAAAAAGACCUAGAUACUUUCAAAUUGUUCACAGAGAAAAUAGAAUAA
Moneuplotes crassus is the source of this 1266-nucleotide messenger RNA. Lineage: Eukaryota; Ciliophora; Spirotrichea; Euplotida; Euplotidae. The record is from the annotation of a GenBank genome assembly.